AUGAUUCUUACUACACCAAGCUUUGAUACUGUAGCUAAGUUCAAUGAAUUGCCGGGCCUUUGGGAGUCUAAUGAAGCUAAAAACAAACGAGUUACUGAAGAAACUUUUAAAACUUUAGGAGAACUCUUCGUGAACUACCAUAUUGAAAAUAUUUUUGGCCUUACCCUUUUGCAUAUCCAUUUUUUGCUUGAAAAGGGGGAAAUUUUACUUGAAACCGGUUCAUUGUCUGAUAAUCAACAAAAGGUCAUUAGCCAACCGGUCAAAGUUGAUGAGUUGAUUUCUUCUGUUCAAGGAUCUAAUUGGAAAAUAACUCCGGAUAACUUAUACGUACCUUACGAGUUCAAACUUGAAAAUGAAAUAAUUUCACUUCCUGGAAUUGAAAAUACUGAGGGAAGAAAAAAUAUUAUAGUUCCGCUUACUGAUUCCGUUAAACCUGGUGACCAAAUUGAAGCAGUUUGGAAUUUUGUGCCUGGCCUUGAUAAUAAAGGGAAAAAAUUGAUUACCCGAGGAUGCUCCAGAUCAUGCUAUUCAACUUUACAAGGGGAUCAUAAUGCAUAUCACACUAGAUCAUAA
This is a messenger RNA of Acaulospora morrowiae, 573 nucleotides long. Lineage: Eukaryota; Fungi; Glomeromycota; Glomeromycetes; Diversisporales; Acaulosporaceae. The record is from the annotation of a GenBank genome assembly.